CAGUGUCAAAGCUACUUUUCGCGAGAAUGUCUUGAAUGUACGAACUUCCUAGGCAGUGUUGCAUCUUCCUUCAGGCGUCAGGUGCUGUACGAGACUGUUUCAUCAUAUUGAAAGCUGCACAGUCCGAAGCAUAUAACAGAUCUAGAUCCAUGCCAUCCGCCGGCCUCGUGUCCUCUCGUGGCUGCGGGAUAUAUAGUACGGCCCAAACAUUGCUUUGCUUGGAAUGGGCUUAAGCCUCAGUCAACAUUAAUGUCUUCCUCAACGCAGGACCUCAUCCCACGAGUUUACUUCGGGACCACGUUCGGAGCGCUGUUUAUUGGGGUCAUCUUUGCAGCAAUUCUCUUUGGUCUAAGUAACAUUCAAGCUUUCGUCUACUUUCAGUCACACAAGGGCACGAAGGUAUUGUUCCCUAAGUUAGCCGUCGUCUGGCUUUGGAUAUUCGACACUCUGCACCUGUUCUUGAUAGUCCACUGCGUCUAUUACUAUUUGGUGGUCCACUACGCAGACAUCAGUAUACUCACAGAAAUGGUGUGGAGCUUCAAACUUCAAAUAGUCAUCGAUGUUGUAAUCAUCUACGGGGUACAUCUUCUGUAUUUUCAUCGCAUAUGGAUAUUCGCCAAGGGCCGAUCAAGAGUCCUCCCUAUAGCAGUGGGCGUAAUCGUAAUUUCGAGUUCAGGUGUUGGCAUCGCCCUUACUUGGGCCAUAUAUCAGUGUCAUAUGUUCUCGGAUCUGAUUAAAAUCGAGUGGGCAAUAUUUUUGGCUUUGGGCACGAUUACUUUCGUCGAUUUCGUGAUAGCAUCAUCGCUGUGCUAUCUCCUCGCUAGUUCCCGUACUGGAUUUUCCAACACCGAUUCUCUGAUAACAAGGCUCAUGGCUUAUAUUAUUAACACAGGCUGUCUGACGAGCGUGUGUUCACUGUCAGUCAUAAUUACAUGCGCAGUGAUGCCGCACAACUUCAUCUUCAUCGGCAUUGACUUUUUAGUCGCUAAACGUAUGACCCAAGGCAUUCUCAGAAUGUCGUGCUGACCACUGAUCGCUUUUCAGUAUACGUCAACUCGUUCCUCGCACUUCUGAACGCGCGAUACUACUUGGAGCCCGCUACAGAAACUGACCGUCCUGCGGAAGUCCAUGUGCGCCCCAACAUCUACCGCCCACUGGCAGAGCCGAACGUUAUGGCGUCCGAAGACGAGGAAUCCUAGGAAUCUUUGGAAAGCAUUUCAAACAUCCUGGCGAUGAUGUUAUGGUCCAUCUUACUCGAUCUACCUCGCCAUAUCGGCCCAUUGAAGUGACGAUGAAGAUGAAUUUCUUAUCAGUUUGAUGUAUCAAGUAUGCAUGUAUUAUGUAUCAUCCGCCUCUUCAUUGUAUUAGAUUAUUGUACAGGAACAAGAAUCUACAUAGUCCGUUAUACCUCCA
Suillus discolor is the source of this 1413-nucleotide messenger RNA. RefSeq lists its product as uncharacterized. The record is from RefSeq and is a predicted model, not a curated record. The transcript is spliced from 17 exons. Lineage: Eukaryota; Fungi; Basidiomycota; Agaricomycetes; Boletales; Suillaceae. The coding region runs from base 250 to 1026 and encodes 258 amino acids.